Gossypium arboreum is the source of this 1108-nucleotide messenger RNA. RefSeq lists its product as uncharacterized. The coding region runs from base 169 to 927 and encodes 252 amino acids. The record is from RefSeq and is a predicted model, not a curated record. NCBI's taxonomy places the organism in Eukaryota, Viridiplantae, Streptophyta, Magnoliopsida, Malvales, Malvaceae. The transcript is spliced from 4 exons.
UAAAUAUAUACAUACUAUUUAGGAAAAGUGAAAAAGCCUUCACCUUCAAUCCAGAAUAAAUUUUGGAUUAGGGUUUUCGAUUUCAAAGGAGAAAAGCGGUGUGGUUGCUUAAAUUGAUCCAGAUUUUCACUUUGGAUUUCGCAUUAGCCGUUUAAUUGAUUGGCUUAAAUGGAUUUGGAAACUGAAAACAGAAUAGCAGCUAUUCUCUUAAAAGAGGCAGCCGAACUGAAACGGCAAGCGGACAAGGAAGGUGUUCAUGUUUAUCUUCAGCAGCCAAAAGUAAGGGGUCGGCCAAAUUCGCGCUUCCUCACCGCUACUGUGCUUGGUGUACAGCAAGCUAACCGAGCUGUUGAAGUGAAUGAGAUGUGGCGAGUUCGACAAAAGGAGAUUGAAUUAAACGAUAGGCUAAAAGGAAGAUCAAAAAAAGAUACCAGCCACAUCAGGAGUUAUGGGGACACUAGCAAUUCCUCCAGAAGAACCAGUGGGAAGCACGAGAGUGAUUUUAGUGCUUCAUGCUCAUCAAGCAAGAGACCAGAUGAGAGUUCUCGUUCAAGGGAAGAUGAUGAAGGUCUAAGAGACGAAGAGAUCGAGGAAUUUCUUCAGUCAAGGGUGAAGCGCGGUCGAGGUUCUAUAGGUUCAAGGAUGGAUGAAACAGGACCUUACCUACCCACCGACUCUCCAGGAAUGCUGUCAACGGACCCCAUUAUAAGGGAACAUCGUGUCACAUUAGGUCCCAAGAAACCACCUUCACUGAAAUCCGAGGAAUUUUCUUCCGAUGAGGAAGUACGAGAACAUAGACGGAAGAAAGAAAAAGACCAUUCUAAGAGCUUAGAUAAGAAGCAUAGAAGGAAGCAUAAAUCUAAAGAAAAAUAUAUAGAUAAGAAAAAGAAGAGGAAGGAAGAAAAAAGAAGUAAACAUCGGAAGUGAGUAAUAUAAAGGUUUUAUUAUCAAUUUAUGUACUAUUUGGUGACAAUCAAUAGUUUAGUUUUAUCUAAUUUUAUGUACCAUUUGUGGUAAUAAUCAAUGAUUGAUUGUAGCUUUGUAAAAAGGGUCAUUCCCUGUUCUACGAAGAAAAUAUGCAUAAAAGCUGACGUUGAGGCUUUCUUUC